This is a messenger RNA of Fomitopsis serialis, 620 nucleotides long. RefSeq lists its product as uncharacterized. The coding region runs from base 81 to 398 and encodes 105 amino acids. The record is from RefSeq and is a predicted model, not a curated record. The transcript has 2 exons. Lineage: Eukaryota; Fungi; Basidiomycota; Agaricomycetes; Polyporales; Fomitopsidaceae.
GUCCCGGGAUCCGUCACCGCUCGAAAUCCGAGAGCAUCACAAGCGCGGAGUUCCCUAGUGGAUAUAAUUAACAGUCUAAAAUGGUAUACAUAAUGACGACGAAGACAUACGUCCAAACGUUGAUCGACGCUCGAAACAGUCAAAUGAUAGUCGCCUGCCUGUACUUAUUCAAACUUGAAUGCUCUUCGGAGUCUCCUCCAGCGCGAUUCCGGAACUUCGAGUUGUGGGAGAGACGUCCAUCGAAGCCCAUUCAAACGCCGCACGACCAUGCCCUGUCGAUAAGUGAUCCAUCGUCCUCGUCUGGUGCACAGAUGAAGGACUUCAGGUUGGCUCAACGCCACCUUGAGAGGCAGAUACGGAGUGGUCGACAGGAGGCCGUCAUCCGCCAAGAUGGCUAGUCUGUACAUCGUGACAUUAAUGCCUCGCACGACGAGUGUCAUAUGGAGACAUAGAGAGGUAUACGCGUAUGAUUCCGUUCGUAGACAUUGAGCCGAGGUGGCUCUCGGGCCCUCUUCCUGCGAGUCGGCUCCAGGCGGCGGAAAUUUCAGACAGACCAGUGCCUGUAGAGAUUUAUACUGUGCCUAUGAGACGUCCACUGUCCAGCAGCCAGAUAGAUAGGA